Populus nigra (black poplar) is the source of this 1300-nucleotide messenger RNA. RefSeq names its product U11/U12 small nuclear ribonucleoprotein 35 kDa protein. NCBI's taxonomy places the organism in Eukaryota, Viridiplantae, Streptophyta, Magnoliopsida, Malpighiales, Salicaceae. The record is from RefSeq and is a predicted model, not a curated record. Gene Ontology annotation, molecular function: snRNA binding; mRNA binding. Gene Ontology annotation, cellular component: U12-type spliceosomal complex; precatalytic spliceosome. The transcript has 8 exons. Gene Ontology annotation, biological process: mRNA splicing, via spliceosome. Bases 73 to 1116 code for a protein of 347 amino acids.
GAAACUCACAAACUGGACAUAGGUGAAGGGGAAAAAAAAAACAGAGAGGGAAAGAGAGAGUGGGAAUAACAGAUGAGUGGACGCAGCAUAAACUCAGUGUUCUACGCAGAGACAUACCACCCAAUUCAAGCUGGUAGUAUUGACGGCACCGACACUGCUCCUCACGAUAACGCCAUUUACCGUGCGCUUCUCUGUUCCUCCGCCGGUCUCUAUGACCCUUUUGGAGAUCCGAAGGCCAUUGGUGACCCUUACUGCACUAUCUUUGUUGGGCGUCUCUCACAUCUCACUACAGAAGAUACACUUAGAAAGGCAAUGAGCAAGUAUGGUAAAGUGAAGAACUUGAGAUUGGUUAGACACAUUGUGACUGGUGCAUCAAGAGGUUAUGCUUUUGUUGAAUUUGAAACUGAAAGGGAGAUGCGCCGUGCAUACAAGGAUGCGCAGCAUUCUUAUAUUGAUGACUCUGAAAUCAUAGUUGACUAUAAUAGGCAACAAUUGAUGCCUGGGUGGAUACCAAGAAGGUUAGGAGGUGGUCUUGGUGGUAGAAAGGAGUCUGGACAGCUUCGGUUUGGGGGCCGGGAAAGGCCAUUUCGAGCUCCUCUUCAAACAAUUCCUUAUGAUGAUUUGAAGAGGCUUGGCAUUCCUCCUCCACCAGAGGGAAGAUAUAUGUCUCACUAUGAGGUCCCAUCACCCCCUAGAAGAAAACGGAGCUCCAGAGAUAAGGAAGAAAGUUCUCACAGGAGGAGCUCCAUAGAUAAGGAGGCUGAGGAAUCCUCUAACAUAAGGAGCUAUAGGGACAAGGAAGAGCACUACGGUGAAAGGCACUCUGUUGAAAAGGAAGAACACCGCCACAAAGGCAGCUCCAUGGAUAGAUCAGAGCGCUCUCACAGAAGAAUCUCACCAGAGAGGGGUGGUUACCAUCACAAAAGGAGCUCUUUAGACAGGGAAGAGCACUAUGAGAAAAGGAGCCCUGUGGAUAUGGAAGAACCCUCCCACAAAAAGCUGAGAGACAGGGAGGAGCGCACUCACAAAAGGAGCUCCAGGGACAGGGAAGAAGGCUCUCGCAAGCGCCAUAAAUAUGGGAGUUCUUCUGAUAAAAGACGCAAGGAAGAUGCCUAGUAGUCAGGAUUGCUACCUUACUCUCUGAUUAUUUGCAGGCUGGCCGCUUAUGUAAAUUUGUUUUGAGAUAGAGAGAGAGCAUUGUGUUUUGGAACUUCUUAAGCCUUUAAAUCAUUCUCUUCAUAUUUGAAGACCCGCUUCUGAAUGUUAAGAAAAAUUCUUAUGUCCAAGUUAGUUUCUACAA